AUGGUUAAAAAGAAAAGCGGAAGGACUCUUAACCCUGCCGAUGCUCAUCGCAAAGCGAUGCGUCAAAAAGAAAUCAAAAAGAAUAAAAUGGAAAGAAAAAGAGUAAGAACUCUCGUUAUGGUACAUAAAGAUACAUCAAAACUUGAAGAGGAGAUAUCACGAUAUAAAGCACUUGAUAAAGAAAAAAGGCUUGAUAAAAAUGGCAAAGCCAAAUUAAAAGAUUUGGAAGAUAAACUUUCAAAAAUAUUAGAUACAAAAAAGGCACAUGGCGUCAGCUUACAAAGAAGUAAACCAAAAGAUCAUACACCGGUAUAUUUCCAUCCAGCAUUAAAUUCUUCUGAAGCGUUCCCGCAGAAUGUCAACAAUACACAAGAUGGUGGUGAAACAUCCGAAGGAUCUGAAAAGCAAAAUAAACAAGAAUCUGAUGAAGAUAUUCCACUGCCUCCUGGUAAACCUCCUUCAAAUGAAUCAGACAACGAGUUACCAGAAUUACCACCUGGAACACCUCCAAAACAUGAUGACUCAGAUGAUGAUUUACCAGAAUUGCCACCUGGUCCACCGCCUUCAUUACAAAAUAAUGAUGUCAAUGCACAAUCUUCAGGAAUAUCGAGAUCACCACCUUUCGGAUUUAGAUCUCCGAGUAUGCCUGCAGGUCCACAAUAUCCACCUCCACAAAGUACUUAUAUGAUGUUCAAUAGUCCUCCUGGGACUUCUAACCAUUUAAGGCCUAAUAUCAGACCACCACCACCGCCAGUGUUCCCGUCCGGAACCGGUAAUAUAUUUUCUCGACCACCGCCAAUUCACGUGAUGCCAGGGCAAGGUGCUCCUUUGAGACCAUUGGAUACUCGACCACCACCUUUUAGCUCACAAGUUUCGCAUUAUGGUCCUCCUCCACCACCACCACCAGUACAAGGUGUAAAUAAGGUGAUAAGGGAUCAUAUGAAAAAUAAUUAUAAUAUUGAUUCAUUAGAUACUUAUGGCUCUCCUCAAAGAGCGUUUCCACAACCUAUCAUCAAUGACAAGAGUCAAUCAAUGAAUGUAUCAUUACUUAAAUCUACCACGGCUGCUACGCCAGUGAUUCAGGCAGAACCUCAAGUUCGUAAUCUUCAAAAAGAGUUAACUACACUUGUUCCUGCUGCACUGUUAAGAAAGAAAGCUGAUGCUCGUAAACCAAAAGUAGCACGACCUGUUGUAAAUGCAGCACCUAAUAUUGAUGAUGGUAUAGGAACAUCUACAUCAUCAGUAAAAAGAAAUGCAUCGAUAGCAAUUCCAUUAUUGCAACAACAAACGGAUUAUGAUGUCCAAUCAUCAGAGCAAAAGCAAACAACUGCAAGUACAUCAUCACCAGCAAAGAAAGCAAAAACUAAAAAGAAAGUUGACGAGUAUGAUAAAUUCAUGGCUGAAAUGCAAGAUUUGUUAUAG
Molecule: messenger RNA, 1422 nt
Organism: Cetraspora pellucida
Lineage: Eukaryota; Fungi; Glomeromycota; Glomeromycetes; Diversisporales; Gigasporaceae
Source: the annotation of a GenBank genome assembly